GACUUUACUCACUCACAUUCUGACUUAAAGUCGGUUAAACGUUUUUGUCGGAGUAUAGUCGGUUAUCAGACGCUGCGUGUCUGAUUUAUGGGUGAGAACUAGGCUGGAGUGGGUCUGAGCUCCCCCGCGCUGAGCAGGGUUGGUUCGCUCCAGUCAGCGGAAGUGUCCCUGCAGUUGUUGGUGUAGUCUGCGGGGCAGCGGCGGCGGGUCGGCGGGGCAGCAGGGUGGUGUAGCCGGGUGACAGACCCAGCCAUGCGGCGGAGGGAGAAGCGGCUGCUGCAGUUCGCUGGGCUGCUGAUCGUGGCUCUGCUCUUCUUACCGAACGUGGGUCUGUGGUCUCUGUAUCGGGACCGAGUGUUUGAGAACCCGCCCGCGGCGCUGGACUCCCACAUCCAGGUAGCCAAUGGAAGGCCCAGGCCGCCAGUGGAGCGUAGUGGUCAGCAUAGAAAGGACUGGCACGAUUACGAAGCAAUCAAAAGAGAUGCAGCACGACCAGGUAAUGGAGAACAGGGCAAGCCGUUUCCGCUAACCGACGCUGACCGUGUUGACCAGGCGUACCGAGAGAACGGCUUUAACAUUUACGUCAGCAACCGGAUCUCCCUGAACCGCUCACUGCCCGAUAUACGACACCCAAACUGCAAGUUGAAGCUGUACUCUGAGAGGCUUCCAAACACUAGCAUCAUUAUCCCCUUCCAUAAUGAAGGCUGGUCUUCUCUGCUCCGGACCGUCCACAGUAUCCUCAACCGUUCUCCCCCAGAGCUCAUCGCAGAGAUAAUACUGGUGGAUGAUUUCAGUGACAGAGAACACCUGAAGGCCUCACUGGAGGAUUACAUGGUUCGCAUGCCGAAGGUUCGGAUCCUGCGCACGAAGAAGCGUGAGGGGUUAAUCCGGACGAGGCUGCUCGGUGCCGCCGCUGCUAAAGGAGAAGUCAUCACUUUCCUGGACUCGCACUGCGAAGCUAAUGUCAACUGGCUCCCCCCACUGCUGGAUCGCAUCGCUCAGAACCGGAAGGCGAUCGUGUGUCCGAUGAUCGAUGUGAUCGAUCAUGAUAACUUUGGUUAUGAGACGCAGGCUGGUGAUGCGAUGCGAGGGGCGUUUGAUUGGGAGAUGUAUUAUAAACGUAUCCCCAUUCCUGCAGAGCUGCAGAAGGACGACCCCAGCGAACCCUUCGAAUCUCCAGUGAUGGCUGGCGGUUUGUUUGCUGUGGACAGGAAGUGGUUCUGGGAGCUGGGAGGAUAUGACACGGGACUGGAGAUCUGGGGAGGAGAGCAGUAUGAGAUAUCCUUUAAGGUGUGGAUGUGCGGUGGGCGAAUGGAGGAUAUCCCCUGCUCUCGGGUCGGCCAUAUUUACAGGAAGUAUGUCCCCUACAAAGUGCCGGGAGGAGUCAGCCUCGCCAGGAAUCUGAAGCGGGUAGCGGAGGUGUGGAUGGAUGAAUAUGCAGAGUAUAUUUACCAGCGGCGGCCGGAAUAUCGCCACCUGUCCGCCGGGGAUGUCACUACACAGAAGGAGCUGAGGGCCAGGCUGAACUGUAAGAACUUUAAGUGGUUUAUGACGGACGUGGCCUGGGACCUGCCCAAACAUUACCCACCGGUGGAGCCUCCAGCUGCAGCCUGGGGAGAGCUGCGGAACGUGGGCAGUGGUUUGUGUAUGGAGAGUAAACACUUCUCCUCCGGGACUCCGCUGCGAAUGGAGGUGUGUGUAAAAGGACGGGGAGAAACUGCCUGGAGCCACGGACAGGUGUUUACAUUUGGGUGGAGGGAGGACAUUAGGGUGGGUGACCCACUCCACACCAAGAAAGUGUGUUUUGAUGCCAUCUCACACAACAGCCCUGUAACGCUGUACGACUGCCACGGCAUGAAGGGCAACCAGCUGUGGCGCUACAGGAAGGAUAAGACUCUGUACCACCCCAUCAGUAACAGCUGUAUCGACCACAACCCCAACGAGAAGAGGGUCUUCAUGAACUCCUGUGAUGCCAGCAUAGCCACCCAGCAGUGGGUCUUCGAGAGAACAAACUCCACGGUUCUGGACCAGUUCAACCGGCACCAGGACUCCUGAGCCCAGCACUAAGCAGCCAGACUUUAGGACAUGUUUUUUUUAUUUUAGAGGCCUGGAGAAAAGAGAAAGAAAAGAAAUAUGCUGGAGACGCUGUGCAGCUCCCGGUUCCUGACUAAUGAACCUCUGAGUUUCAGGAAACUACAGAAAAACACUUCACAAUGAUGAUCUGAAACUUUUUAUCAUGAGUAUGGUAUUCAGCGCAGAGAACGGCUAUAUCUUUUUUUAAGCAUAUCACUGUCAAAAGGUUCUGGGAUGGUGUGAGAUUCUGAGUUAUGUGACAUCAGCGUAACCCAGUGGCUACAGAUUAAAAUUGCUUAUGCUGUCACAGAAUUCAAGAUGUUCUAUCUAACAAGUGUGAACAACUAGCUACUGUGCUAGACAUACUUAUUAAUAUAAUUGGUUUUAUUGCACUUUUUUAUUGCCCUCCCAAAAAAAAUCACCUUAUGCUGGGAGGCUAGCUCAUUAACUAGCUCUUGAUCAGCAUAAGGUAUGUUUUCCCUGGAUGGCCAGCAGGUCUUGAGCUGGAUUUGUUUAAUUAUGACAGGUGGCUUUGCUAGCUAAUAUCAUUGGGAAAUGUUAGCUAAAGUAAUUAGUCUAUGUACUAGCUAACAUUUUAGGUAAUGCUAGCUAACCUUAUUUUUAAAGUUAACUUAAAUUGUUAAGAAGUGUCAGCUAAUAUAACAUAAGGUAACAUUAGCUACUAUUAUUGGGUAGUAAUACCAGAUAAUCUACCAUAUUUAGGUAGUAAUAGCUUACAUCAUGAGGCAAUUCGGGCUAACAUCAUUCAGUAGAGUUAACUAAAAAGAUAAGAUUGUGUUAGCUUGCAUGCUAAAGUGAUGGUAGCUAAUGUUCUCUAGUGCACUUAGCUUUUUACUUAACUAAAUUACCUAGCAUUGGCUUACAUUAUGAGGUAAUUCUAGCUAACCUUAUUAAGUUGAGUUAGCUAAACUUAUUAGCUUACUUAGUUUUAGCUAACAUCCUGAAGUAAUUUGAGCUAACAUUAUUCAGUAGUGCUAAAAUGAUGGUGUUCACUUACAUCGUAAUGUAAAAAUAGUCAACUCUAUAUGGUAGAGUUAACUAUUAUAAUUAUAUAAUUAUAAAAAUGUAACAUUGGCUAAAAUAUAAUACAUUUACAUUUUUCGGUAGAGUUAGUUAACAUAAUUUCCCUACUGGAACUGUGUAGACCAGUAUGAGUUCUGUAAACACAUUCUGGCUUUGUUUACCCUUUUGUUGUUCAACUUUAAGAGCAGCAGUAAUUUAAAAUAAUGGGUCACAUUGACCACAGGCAGGUUUAACCACCUAAAAGUAGAACAUAUAUUUCCCAAAACAUUGUUUUAGCUAAAUAUUUUUAGUUAAAUAUUAAAUAGUUUGACUCACAGUGCAACAGAGGGAUUAGCUCACCAAUGAUUUUAGCUAUCAUUUAAAUCCACCUGGGUCUGGGUUCU
Messenger RNA from Astyanax mexicanus (Mexican tetra), 3500 nucleotides. It is a transcript of the gene galnt10, whose product is annotated as UDP-N-acetyl-alpha-D-galactosamine:polypeptide N-acetylgalactosaminyltransferase 10 (GalNAc-T10). Lineage: Eukaryota; Metazoa; Chordata; Actinopteri; Characiformes; Acestrorhamphidae. The record is from RefSeq and is a predicted model, not a curated record. Bases 253 to 2055 code for a protein of 600 amino acids. The transcript is spliced from 12 exons. Gene Ontology annotation, cellular component: Golgi apparatus.